Molecule: messenger RNA, 2094 nt
Organism: Ostrinia furnacalis (Asian corn borer)
Lineage: Eukaryota; Metazoa; Arthropoda; Insecta; Lepidoptera; Crambidae
Exons: 11
Coding region: 1-2094 (697 amino acids)
Biological process (GO): proteolysis
Molecular function (GO): serine-type endopeptidase activity
Source: RefSeq, a predicted model, not a curated record
AUGAACAGAGACGACAUUCUAAAGAUUAUCGCUGAAAGAGGGCAAGAUAAGAAAAUAGUGAAAUCAGCAAGGAAAGCGAUGGGAGAAGAUUACUUCGGAUCAAAUAAAGCUGAAGCUAUUUUAGAUGAUGUUGUUGAUAAACUACUAAGCGAAACUCCGCGAGAUAAACACAAGUUCAACAUGAAUGCUAAUGAUAGCAAGUACUGGGACCCUCAAGGGGAGCUAGAAGACCUCCAAGAGUACCAUCGCCAUGACGGCCGGCGUAUCUUCAAGGGGGAGCGGACUACCGUCAGAUACUACCCAUUCAUGGUGUCGGUGCACGUGAUGGGCCGCUUUUGGUGCGGCGGUGUGCUUUACUGGCAUGACUUGGUGCUGACGUCUGCCGCUUGCUUGCAGUUGAUGCAUAACAACCGCUUCUUCCGCGAAAACCCAAGAGUGCUGCAAGUGAGGAUCGGCAGCAAUCACAGCAGGAUCGGCGGAGAGAUGGUUGAUGCGUUGGAGGUACAAACAGGCCUGUUCAUCUCCGCGACUCAAAAUAGUACUAGCAUUCUUGAAAGUGCAAAAAUUAAUGACAUUGCUAAAGCACUAAUAAAAGUACUUGGAGUAAAUCCAGAUGUAAGUAAUUUGACAAGAAUAGAAGAAUUAAAGGAAAAACUGAAGAAAAUCGAUAAUUAUGCGAUUGAUAAAGAUAAAUACGCUCUUCUACUCACCAAUGUGACAAUGGAAACCACUUUGAAUGAAACGAAUUUCUUCAAAUCACUAUACGAAGACGACAGUUUGAAAUUUCUACAAAAUACAGAAUCGAAAAAUUUGUUUUUGAAACUGAAAGAAAAAAUGAACAGAGACGACAUUCUAAAGAUUGUAGCUGAAAGAGGGCAAGAUAAGAAAAUAGUGAAAUCAGCAAGGAAAGCGAUGGGAGAAGAUUACUUCGGAUCAAAUAAAGCUGAAGCUAUUUUAGAUGAUGUUGUUGAUAAACUACUAAGCGAAACUCCGCGAGAUAAACACAAGUUCAAUAUGAAUGCUAAUGAUAGCAAGUACUGGGACCCUCAAGGCGAGCUAGAAGAUCUCCAAGAGUACCACCGGCACGACGGCCGACGCAUCUUCAAGGGGGAGCGCACCACCGUCAGAUACUACCCAUUCAUGGUGUCGGUGCACGUCAUGGGUCGCUUCUGGUGCGGCGGCGUGUUGUACUGGCACGAUCUGGUGCUGACCUCUGCUGCUUGCUUGCAGUUGAUGCAUAACAACCGCUUCUUCCGCGAAAACCCAAGAGUGCUGCAAGUGAGGAUCGGCAGCAAUCACAGCAGGAUCGGCGGAGAGAUGGUUGAUGCGUUGGAGGUUUAUUUCCACCCCGGCUACAACCCUCGGACUUUGCGCAACAACAUCGCCGUGAUCCGGCUCCGAAGGCACCUGCACUUCAACUACCAUCGGAUCCCAAAGAUCAUCGCCAUCUCCGACAGCCCCUACACCGUGGCGCCCACUGCUGAGGUCUUGCUGUUGGGAUGGGGCGUCACUAAGAUGUCACAGAAAAUGUCUUACGAGCCAGUGUACCUUCAGCGGAAGUUCUUACCGGUGUAUCCUAAUACGUUCUGCAAGGAGGUGUAUGGCGACAAAUUCAUAACUCAAACCAUGUUCUGUGCCGGCACGUUUACUACCGGAGAAGGAGCGUGUGAUCACGACGCAGGCGGGCCAGCGAUCCUAGCUGGUAAACUAGUGGGAAUCAUCUCCUUCGGGCCAUCGGUGUGCGGGUACCCUAAUGCACCCACUGUAUUCACGCUGGUCGGCGCCUUUUCUGAUUGGAUAGAGACUGUCAAUGAGACCAUGCCAGACUACUACCGCGCAAGAGCCCGGUCCACGACCACAACCAGGAGGCCCAUCUUCGAAUACCUGGGCACCAUAUUCAACACUCCUCCCCCCACCGAGGCACAGGGAAUCGAGAUCCACCCGCUAAAGUUGAUCACCUUAGAAGCCACGCCACCUACCGUACCCACCGAGGUGACCACUGAUUAUGUCGAGGAGGAAACCACCGAGCCUCCAGGGUUGAGGUUCUUGAAGGAUCAGUUCAGUGACGCAGACUCUUGGGGUGAUAAGAAAUAA